AUGUCCCUCCCUCCCGACUACUCCAACGAAAUCUCGACGCUCGACCGCGAAAUCCUCAAGCACAAGCCACACGACAUCCUCCAAUUCUGUGCCAAUUUCUUCAACCGCCGCCUCGAGUCGCAGCGAACAGAGUACCUGCUGUCGCAACAGCACGCCAACCAGCAGGGCCGUGCUGAGAACUCGUUCCCCGGCAGCAACCCCUUCAGCACCUCGCCCAGCAUCGGCAGCGGCUUUGCAAAGGGCAACAUGCAGCGCCUCGAGGAAGAAGAGGAGCACGACUCGAUGACGUCGCCCACGGCCUCGACCUUUGCCGCCGUCGACUUUGCCCGCGUUCGCUCCAACGGCGGCGGCGGCGGCGGCGACAUGGGCGAGAGCGCGUUUGGCAACUUUGGAGGCUUCGGCGGCUCCUCCAAGAAUAACAUCACCCAGAUGCCCCCGCUCGUCGGCGAGGGCCAAACCUUCCCCAGCAACUACAACACCAGCCGCCGCACCUCGGUUUCGGCCGAGUCGCUCAAUCCCACGUCGAGCGCCGCCGACAACUUUACCCCGCCCUUCCACCAAAAGACACAAGACCAGCUGUCGCGCCUCAAGUCGGCCGUCGCCGGCAACUUUCUCUUUUCACAUCUCGACGACGACCAGUCGGCAAUGGUGCUCGGUGCCCUGCACGAGAAGCCCAUACCCACAAAGGGCAUAAAGGUCAUCCAGCAGGGCGAUGUCGGCGACUACUUUUAUGUCGUCGAAAGGGGCUCCUUUGGCAUCUACGUCAACAAGUCGGGCAAGCUCGAGCCGGGCACUGAAGGCGCUGGCAACAAGGUGGGCACCGUGGGCCCUGGUGGCUCUUUUGGCGAGCUGGCUCUCAUGUACAACGCGCCCCGUGCCGCCACCGUCACCUCGACGGAGCCCUCGACGCUCUGGGCCCUCGACCGCAUCACCUUCCGCCGCAUUCUCAUGGACAGCGCCUUCCAGCGUCGACGCAUGUACGAGGGCUUCCUCGAGGAGGUCCCCUUGCUGUCCACGCUCACGCCCUACGAGCGCUCCAAGAUUGCCGAUGCUCUCGAGACAAAGAAAUACCCUCCCGGAACAGUCAUUAUCCAGGAGGGCGAUGUGGGCGAGUCCUUCUUCCUGCUCGAGUCGGGAGAGGCCCACGUCUUCAAGCGUGGCAUCGACGCCCCCGUGAACCAAUACCAAAAGGGCGAUUACUUUGGCGAGCUCGCCUUGCUCAACGACGCGCCCCGUGCUGCCUCGGUCAUCAGCAAGACAGAGGUCAAGGUUGCGACGCUUGGCAAGAAUGGCUUCCAACGACUGCUCGGCCCCGUCGAAGGCAUCAUGAGGCGGAACGAUCCUAGCAAGUCGGCAGCCGAAGGCGACCACGUAGAUCCCCUCUCGCAGGCUUCAUAAAACAACCUUGGCCCCACAACCUAGGACAAGAAUAUGUUGCACCUAGCCUACGGUCGUGUGCCAAGCCCAUCAAGGGAUCCAGGACCCCAGUAUCAAUCAUGUUGCCUUGGCGUGGUGCUCCAACUCGUCGGCGUUUUUUCUGCAUGUAUUCCUAUGCUUCCUACCGUCACUAAACGUCGCCUUGCCCGUGCUGGAAAAAAAGGGCUUUGAUUCCUGGAGAAUAAUGAGCUUUAGUUGUGGCCUAUCCUGUUACCUAUAUUCCGC
Exserohilum turcica Et28A is the source of this 1662-nucleotide messenger RNA. RefSeq lists its product as uncharacterized. Bases 1 to 1398 code for a protein of 465 amino acids. Lineage: Eukaryota; Fungi; Ascomycota; Dothideomycetes; Pleosporales; Pleosporaceae. The record is from RefSeq and is a predicted model, not a curated record. Gene Ontology annotation, cellular component: nucleus; cAMP-dependent protein kinase complex. Gene Ontology annotation, molecular function: cAMP-dependent protein kinase regulator activity. The transcript has a single exon. Gene Ontology annotation, biological process: regulation of protein phosphorylation.